AUUUCUUCAUGGAUGAUGGCCAGAGUUGGGCAAUUGAGUGGGAUGGUGCAGAUGUGUCUGGCUACAAGAGUCACUUCGAACUAGGUGGUAUCUAUGAACCUAUUACUGUCGGGAAUGUCUGCAAAGAAUGGGUUAUCAUUGACAUUCGAUGUCCUGGUCUUCAUAAUGAACAACCAAAGUAUAGUUGUGAUGAUCAUUGGAUGAACGUAUAUUGCCAGGAGAAUUGGAAAUCUGUUAUAAUAGAAAAUAAGGAUGGAAAAACUGAGGUUUAG
Molecule: messenger RNA, 272 nt
Organism: Paraglomus occultum
Lineage: Eukaryota; Fungi; Glomeromycota; Glomeromycetes; Paraglomerales; Paraglomeraceae
Source: the annotation of a GenBank genome assembly